This is a messenger RNA of Eriocheir sinensis (Chinese mitten crab), 5836 nucleotides long. It is a transcript of the gene Rip11, whose product is annotated as rab11 family-interacting protein 1-like. Lineage: Eukaryota; Metazoa; Arthropoda; Malacostraca; Decapoda; Varunidae. Gene Ontology annotation, molecular function: small GTPase binding. The annotation marks the transcript as partial. Gene Ontology annotation, biological process: regulated exocytosis. The transcript has 14 exons. Gene Ontology annotation, cellular component: intracellular membrane-bounded organelle. The record is from RefSeq and is a predicted model, not a curated record.
UUUGCAGUUCAACGAGCGAGGAAUUUAAACUACAAGGGCAAAAAUGACACCAACGACGCCUUCGUGGUCAUCGCGCUGGGCAAGGACAAGUUCCAGACGUCCAUCAAGGAGAAGGCGACCAGCGCCGUGGAGUGGCAUGAGGAGUGCGAGCUGGCCAUCCCAUCGCACGGCAACACGGCGGCGCUCAGCCUCACCGUGUACCACCGCAACGCCCUGGGCAUGGAUGAGUUCCUCGGACAAAUGCACAUGCCGCUGUCCGAGUUCGAUGUGUACGAGAGACCCAGAAAUAGGUGGCACAAGCUGAAGGGCAAGCCAGACAAGGACCGCAAGAAGGGGGAGAAGGAGCGGGGUGACCUUGAGGUGCGUGUGGCCUUCACCGUCAAGUCCGGAUCGCUUUUGGACGUCUCUGCCGACAAGAAGAAGAACAAGUCCAUCACCUCGCUGAAGAACUUGGGCGGCAGCUUGAUGAGUCUCGGGAACAAGGAGAAAGCCAACAUUAAGAGCUUUGCCAAAUCCGUCAGCCACAAGAUCGACAAGAUAGCGCAGAAGCCAGGCAAGAAGAAGAAGAGCCGCAAGGAGAGCACAGAGGAUGGCCAGGGCUUCCCGUCAGAGCUGAUGCAAUCCAAGCAGCGGGCGGGCGAUGCGGACCCCGGCGUGAUCUCCGACAGUGAUGAGGACGACUUCGGGUUCAGCGAGGAGGUGCGGGUCAACACGAGGUCCAGCAGCCCCUACAGCACCGUGUCCCGAGGCUCAUCCCUACAACAAGAGGAUGAAGGGAUGGGCCUCAAUGGAAACACCACCCCCCUCUCCGAGCCCCACGCCCCCCCCAAGCCAGCGCGACUAGGAGGGAGCAUCAUGGAGGUCCCCACAAUAGCCCUGGACUCCCCCACACCCUCCCCCGAGCCCUCCCCCCUGCCGCCCCGCCAGCCCCCGCCUCGCCAGCCCCCGCCUCACCAGCCCCCGCCCCCCACCACCCAGCCCCCACCCCCCACCACCCAGCCCCCGCCCCCAACCACCCAGCCCCAGACCCCACCCACCCAGCCCCAGACUCCACCCACCCUCACCUUCCCCAACCUCACCCCCAUCACACUGCCAGGCCAGAAGACGCUUGCUCGUGGCUCCUCCUCCCCUGACUCGGCCCUCCCCAGCUCCCUGACAAGUAGUGUUGGCGGCAAGGACUCCCUCCCCAGCCAGGACUCCUCCCCUGAGCCAGUCCCCGCCGUCCGGAAACUCCCCCAAGUGCCUUCCCCAGUUAAGGACACCCCACGUACCCCGGCCACUCCACCCCCAGAGUCCCCCAAGAGUCCCAAGAUAAUCCCGGAUCCCACCCCAGUACCCAGUAAAGCCCCCAUCAGUAAGAAAUCCUCCUUGGGUAAAUCAACCUCAGAGUCUCUCGCCCCAGCUAAGCCAAUACGAUCGGGGCGCUCAUCUAGUGUAACUGACGCCCCAGCCAGCACCCCAGAGCUCCUCCAGGCCCCGGUAGCCAAGAGUCGGUCCUUCAGCACCUCCUCCACCCCUACCCAAAAGGCUUAUGACCAGCCCGCACCGUUACCCAUGUCCCCGAAGUCUAAGGAUGGCAAAGGAAAAGGGUUCGCACUGGCAGCCUUAGCAACGGCCUCAGCAAAGAUAUCACUUGUCGAGAAUGAGGCCAUAUCCCCCUUGUCCCCGCCCGCAUUCCAGGCCAAGACCGACACCUUCCCUCGGCCAAAACCCCCAACGUCAACCUCCUCCUCGAUAUUCACCUUCAGCUCCGAUUCAGGAACCCCGUCAGCCCCCAAUACCCCCAAGGAUAGUAGUUCAGUCCCCUCCCCAGCCCCCACCUCAUCCUCGUCCAGUCGGGGCACCCCAGGCUUGGCGGAGAGGCCCGGGGCGGCGGUGGUGCGCUCGGGCUCCCUCCAUGAGAAGCCCACCAGCCCGCCAGUCCUGGAUGAGUGGGAAAGGAAACUGUAUGGCAGGAAUGCUAUCGUGGGCAGCAUGGAAAACAUGACCCACUCCGACAGCCACUCCUCCCUCAACACCUCCCGCUCCAGCAGCACUCAGGAUCUCCACCGCAUCGAGGAACACCGAUCAAGGUUCCCGGAGACAAAGGCACUGACUCUGGACCGCAAACCCAAGGACAGCACAGAGGAUGGCAGCAGCAGCGAGGGCAACAAGAAGCGCUGGGGCAAGAGUAACCUCAAGUCCAAGCUGUUCGGAGGAAAAGGGGCAGCUGGGUCCAAUGACAGCCUCCCUCGGCACCAGCGGAGUAACCUGAUGGCUCUCUCAGGCAGCCGUGAGCGCAUCGGCGAGGAGGACGGGCGGGUGGUGGAGGGGGGCAACGACCGGCUCCCCCACCCCCCCACCAGGCAGUCUCGGCUUCCACAGGAGAUACAUGACAAGUUUGCUGGAAAGUCGCGGGAGGACCUGAUGGAGACGAUAGUAAGCCUUCAGUCCAUGCUGGAGAAGAACGCCAAGCACACCCGCGACCUGGAAGACUACAUAGACAACCUCCUCCUGCGUGUGAUGGAGACCACGCCGCAGCUCCUUCAGGCACCGGCAAACAGCACCGGCAAGAGCAAGAAGCUGAAGGUGUUUGAUCUUCACUGAAUCCUCCAAGAGUGGGGGUUUGUCCUUGUUUUUAAGUGGCUUCAGCGUCCAAUCGCCAACAUCAACACCGCUGCUGCCACUGCUGAAAGGAGAUGAAGAGCUUUCCGUCCCUGCCACCAGAGCUCUAUAAGGGUAAUGGCGUGUCUUGUGUGCCUUCACUUAAACGUUUGGGGUGCAAUGUUAUGAAGUACGGUUGAAUAAGAAGAAGGGAGUCCAUGGUGGUGAUGUGACAUGUGUGUGUGAUAUUUUUUCCAAGGCUUGAGACAUGAAAAACACUGGAUAAGAGAGUACUGGAACAUGUGUGAGAGAGAGUAAGGGAGAUGAGAGAGCAAAAGAAGAGAGAAAGCGAUGGAGAUUUCAAGUUUUCGGUCACAACUGUUGGAAUUUUGUGUGAAAAAAAGAAAUAAUGACAAAAUAAAUAUACAAAAUAAAUAUGGGUAUGAUGUGCAAUGCUUCAAACUAUUUAAUGAAUGUACUGGUAAUGAUGAUGAUAGUGAUGAUAAAGAAUAAUUAGGAGAUAUUUAUAUGCUUCUUCACUGAGAUAGGAGAUGAUAAGGAGAAAGAGGAAGAUGGUAAUAAUAACUGUGGAAUUUAGGUGUUAGGAAAUACAGGAAAAUGAAAUAGAUGAAGAAGGAAGGAGUUUAGUACCAUACAUCUUCUAUUUAUUUAUCAUUAUUAUUCAUCUUAGUAAUGGACAAUUAGGGCCGUAUUGCUAAACAUUUCGUCGCCCAGGUACAAAUAUUUGACAAGGCUUUCUAGGAGUUUGGGGUAUCUCCAGGAGUAGCUUUAUAACCCUGGUGGUAGUUUGGCCCUUCUUCUGUACCGUGAACCUAAAGAAACACUCAUUAAAACCCAAUUGAUCCCCUCUUUGACCUUUAGAAAUGUUGAUGUGAGAAGCGAAAGUGUCUUAUGAUACCAACCUUAGUGUGUGGAAUAUUAGGAGGAGGAGGGAGAUUGUAAUGACGAGAUGCCUUAUUAGGAGCAGGAGGAGGAGAACGGAGAUGUUAAUGACUAUAGAUGCCUUAUUUAACACCUUAUUCUAAGUUAAAAGUGUAGGGCAGGCAAUCCUUCUGUGAUAGGGAGGCAGGAGGUAUUAGGACAGGAGAAUGUAUGAUUGCAGACAAAAAUAGUGACUCAAUGUACUCUUGGCUCAGUAGGAAGUUAAAUAGGGUAGGAGUGGAGUGGAGGGAGGAUCAGAGUGAAAAAAAAGGGAAAGGAGUAAUGAGAUGAAUGUAGGAAGAGAGGGGGAGAGGGGGAAACAAAAGGAAGUAGGGGAUGAAAUAGCUAGAGUGGAGAGUGUAUCGAAAAAGGAGAGAAAGUGAGGGAGGAAGUGAAGGGUGAAGUAGCUGGGAAAAAGAAAAUAGAGACAGUAAGGAGAGAGAAAGGUAGGAAGGGAAGGGGGUAGAGUGAACUAGCAAAGGAGGAAAAAGUUAUGUACUAUGUGAAAUGAAGCUUCUAAAAUAUAACAAAAUUCAAGAACGGUAAAUCUCUUUCUGCCUGCAACUUACCACAACCGAGAGAGCCCAGGUUCGAUUCCCGGGCAGAGUGGAAAAAUUUAGGUGGCUUUUCCGAUACCCCUACGCCCCUGUCCACCCAGCAGUGAAUGGGUACCAGGUAUUAAUCGGGGGUUGUGUCCUGUCUCCUUGGAUCUGUUCCCUUCUCCUAUAAAUAAUUCCCCUCCUGUCUCUUUCCGGCAUACGACCAUAGAUGUUGCGCCGACUAAAUGAAACUUUCCAACUUUCCUGCAACUUACAAUGACUAGAGAAAGUAGGACUGGGUAGUGGCAAUAUGGCUUCCAAGUUCAAAGGGAGAAAACACCUUUUGUCUUCCACUUCCAUAGCUAUGUUUAACUAUACUUACACAGGAAUAUAGACUGUGUAAUGCUGUGAGGGGGUAUGGAGCGGAUGGGAGUAAUAUGUAUUGUACUGGGGCAUGAAGAGGAGUGUGUAGAGACUGAGGGUGACAAGGGUGUGGUAUGAUGUCAAAUAAAUGAAGGUUAGGAUGUAGGGUGUGCUGUUCUGGUGUCACAAAGGGAUGAAGAAGUGUAGAUAAAACAGUGAGGAAGGGAGAAGGUGAAGAGGGUGUGUAUAUGAAGUGGCUGCAACCAAAGGGACAUCCGCGCCAAAAGUGAGUUUCGAGAUGAUUAGACGAAAGGUUUCCCAAGUUUGUGUAUAAUGCCUUUUCGCCUUAUUUUGAUCCCUCGGUAAAUUUGCUAUGAUCGUCAAGAGUGGGAGAGACUCAGCCCAGCGAACCCCAUAGAGGAGAAUAAGGACAUUAUAUGAAACAACGUUGCCAGAUUGUCGUACUCAGAGCCGCGUAUUUACCAGUUUGUGGCCCAUAACUAUUGCCAAGAAGCACCAAUAAUUAACCAUUUAAACAAUAACCAUAUAUGAAGGCAGUUAUUUAGGUGAUGGAAGCAGUUUUUGGGUCGGAAAUUGGCCAACACAAGAGGCUGAGUACGAUAAUCUGGCAAAAGUACACUCAAGUUGAUCGGUUUUCCCUUUGCUAUCUGUACCAUUCGAUAGAGGAAAGGUACGCCUCAAUGACACUACCCAUUACUCAAAAUUGUAAAAAAACAAAAAACAACAACAACAACCUCAUAUGACCACAGAUGUUGCACCGACUAAACAAAACUUUCCAACUUUCAAAAUUGUAAAAAUGGUGUGGAUAUCCCUUUGGUUCUAGUUACGUUAUAUAUAUGGAAGGCAGGAGUCAUGAGGGUGUGGGAGGGAGACGAGAGGGUCAGUCUUCCAGUCCUACUUCGAUUGUUGUUGGAUCCUAAUCAAGUAUUUAUUCAUGUGCAAAAAGGAGUUAAUAUAUAUGUUUACACAAUGCCAAAUCAACUACUGGCUGAUGGUAGCAAUAAGGUAUAUAUGAGAGUAAUAUAUUUGUAAGUACUGAAGGAGAGGAAUUGUUUGAACUUUGUAUGAUAGAUUAGGCCUUGAAGCAUACUGUAAACACACACACACACACACACACACAUUCAUUCACACACACACACACACACACACACACACACACACACACACACACACACACACACACUCACAUUCAUAUACACCUACCCACACAUACACACACAUUCAUUCACACCUACACACACACACACACACACACACACACACACUCGCAUUCAUACACACCCACACGCAUACAUACACUCUGCCAAACUGUUUUAUAUAUAUAGGAUGAUGCUAUUUAUUGUACAUAUGUCUCUUGUUAACCAAUAAAAGUGAAUUACAGCUGUGAA